Messenger RNA from Zygosaccharomyces rouxii, 1413 nucleotides. RefSeq lists its product as uncharacterized. Gene Ontology annotation, molecular function: RNA polymerase II cis-regulatory region sequence-specific DNA binding; protein dimerization activity; DNA-binding transcription factor activity, RNA polymerase II-specific. The record is from RefSeq and is a predicted model, not a curated record. NCBI's taxonomy places the organism in Eukaryota, Fungi, Ascomycota, Saccharomycetes, Saccharomycetales, Saccharomycetaceae. The coding region runs from base 1 to 1413 and encodes 470 amino acids. Gene Ontology annotation, biological process: positive regulation of transcription by RNA polymerase II. The transcript has a single exon.
AUGGGUAGACGUAAGAUAGAAAUUCAACCAAUUCAUGAAGAGCGUAAUCGUACGGUUACAUUUAUCAAGAGAAAAGCAGGUCUUUUCAAAAAGGCUCACGAACUAGCAGUUCUUUGUCAAGUAGAUGUUGCCGUGAUAAUACUGGGAUCUAAUAACACUUUCUACGAGUUUUCCAGCGUAGAUGUGGAGGAAAUGCUAAGGUACUACCACAGAACAGACUUGGUUCAUGAUGUUAAGGAACCGAAAGAUUUUGGCCAUUAUGCAAAAAAACAAAAAAUUAAUCUUUCGGACAGGAAGAAAAAGAGAAUUAGAGAUGAUGACGUGGGAGGUCCUCACGAUCCGGACAAGAGAAUUAAAAUGGAAGUGCAAUCACGUGCACCACAGCCCUCACCGUCGGAAACGACUCCAUCGCCAGCGUUUAACAAUCCUUUACAACAGCACGUACAACGACAAUUUCAAUCGUUAUACACUGCGCAGACAAAUCCGGAGAAGGAAGAACCACCGCAGAGACCCGUAUUGCGCGUACAGAUUCCGAACAACAACACCUCCUACGGCAAUGUAAUAAGAAGCGAAUCUUCUACGCCUACUUCUCAACACAAUGGUACUAGCGCAAACCCUGCCCUUGUAAGCCGCACGACGAGUUCUGUACGAUAUGAGGGAAGCCCUCCGGGAGAACAAGCGACUGUGGUAUCCUCCUCUUCCUCAUCGCAACCACAACCGCCACAUCAACAGCAAGAAUCACAAAAUCCUCAACAGCCGUCUCAGCCACAACCAGCACAUAGAUCCCUGCUGCAGCAGCAACAACAGCAUGAGAAUAAGGGAAGAUUGUUUAGCGGCUACGAGUUGCCGCCGGUUUUUACCGGUUCACCCGCAUUUCCGCCCUAUCUGGCCACACCUUUACAGGGAAUACCUAGUGGGGAUGCAGGCGGAACCAUGGGAGGCAAUGGCAGUGUUCAGGCCGGAAGGUUAAGACCCGCGAUGAUGUCAGCGGCAGGUAAUGGAGGCACUGUUACACCAGCGGGCACAGUACCGCCAAUACCAGGUGGAACAGUUUCUAAUACAGGUGCUGGAACUACUUUUAGUAGCAGUAGUAGCAGUGGUGGUGGUGGUGGUGGUGUUGGUAAUAAUAGAAUGGGCCUGACGGCUUCCGGAGUUAAUAUUGGUGGUGGUGGGCCAACAGAGUAUGCACACGAUCUGAUGGUACCAUCGCCUGCAAUUUCAUCAAUGUUUCCGGAUUGGCGUACGAAUCCACCAAGUGCAGCAACGGGACACCUCGGUCAAUCUCAAAGUGAAGCUCCUUCUGCUAAUUAUAACGGUAGUACGGGCUUAACACCUUACAUUAUGGUUAACAAUACGCCUCUUGGGAACCGAUUUUUCAAUUUCGACAAGGCUAAUGAGCGAAGAGAUCGAUGA